Molecule: messenger RNA, 549 nt
Organism: Desarmillaria tabescens
Lineage: Eukaryota; Fungi; Basidiomycota; Agaricomycetes; Agaricales; Physalacriaceae
Exons: 2
Source: RefSeq, a predicted model, not a curated record
CUGAUAGGAGCUCUACAAAAAAUCAAUACCUCUAGUCAUGUCGGUGGUGAAUUAGAAUCCACAAUAUUGAUGACCUUCAACCGAGGUGCUAACCUCUGUAGAUGGGUUCAUAGGCCUGACUGCCCUGAGCUUAUUGUUCAGUUCAAACGGCUAUUUGAUAAAGCCUUUGGAAACAAACAGAGGAACAACAGUGAUGCACAGACCUCAGAAGAGACGGCAGAACAUGCCUAUCACACUUUCCAAGGAAUUACCUAUUCUCGUUCGACCACUCACCUGGGAGGGAGCUUAGUCCUUUACUACCCAACAACUUCUUCAAGUAAUCCCAUUGCUGGCAGCAUCCAGAGGAUUGUUACUGAACAUGGUUACACAUCCUUUUACAUCCAGCGACAGAAGCCCCUUCCAAACGCCUCAGUUUUUGACCCCUUUGCACGAUACACUUCUUUUCCUGCCAAGGUUUACCUCUCGGACAUGAGCGAUGAUCCUGAAGAUAAAGUCUCUCCAAAGUCCGUCUUGUGUCAUGUUGCACACUACAAUUUCUCCCACAAAUGA